CACUUUUUUAGGGCCAAGCUUAAGGGGAAACUUCUGAUGAAAAAAUCCACCAGACAGGGUGCAGAAACCAAUAACCAGGAUGAAGGGUCUGGUGAGGAGGCUGCCAGGGAGGGCACAGGAGUAAGCGUGAAGGCUUUGAUUUAUACAGUGGGCAAAACAGGCUGUGUAGAACAUGAAACUGGGGUAAUACAAGAAAUAGAAGGCACUGUAGGAUGUAUGGGAGCAGGACAGGGGACAGAAGGCACGGUAGGGCAUAUAAAGGUAGGACAGGGGACAGAGGGUACAGUAGCUACUAAUGUGGAAACCAUGGCUGGAUCCAAAGCAGCUGAAGGGGGUUUUGGGUCUCAGCAUGCAGAGCACAGAGGUCACAGAUGUUGGGACCUCCACCCAUCCAGAAGGUCACGAUAUAGGAGCUCUGAGCUGCAACAUAUGUAAAGGGACCGAAGAUUUGGGCAGCAAAGAUUGUAA
This is a messenger RNA of Staurois parvus, 468 nucleotides long. Lineage: Eukaryota; Metazoa; Chordata; Amphibia; Anura; Ranidae. The record is from the annotation of a GenBank genome assembly.